This is a messenger RNA of Batrachochytrium dendrobatidis JAM81, 1401 nucleotides long. RefSeq lists its product as uncharacterized. The record is from RefSeq and is a predicted model, not a curated record. Bases 1 to 1401 code for a protein of 466 amino acids. Lineage: Eukaryota; Fungi; Chytridiomycota; Chytridiomycetes; Rhizophydiales. The transcript has 6 exons. Gene Ontology annotation, molecular function: catalytic activity.
AUGUCGCGAAUAACCACCAAAAUUGCUUCUCGAUUGCCAUCUGUUUGCGUUCGAGCUAGGCCAGCAUUCAUCUGUGCUAGCGUGAGCCUUUUUAAUCCUCUAAACUCGACUCAAUGGCUCAGAUCAUCGAGAGGAUUCUCUACUACCGUCUUGUCCUCUGCACCUAUUGACAUCCCAUCUAAAUCGACUACCACCAAUGGUCCUCUUAGCGGUAUUCGUAUCUUGGACUUGUCUAGAGUUCUUGCUGGCCCUUAUUGCACAAUGAUCUUGGGAGAUAUGGGAGCGGAAGUCAUCAAGGUCGAAAAUACUGGAUCGGGCGAUGAUACUCGCACAUGGGGUCCACCGUUUGCUCCCAACAAAGACGGAUCUACUACAAAUCAAGAGUCGGCUUACUUUUUAGGCGUCAAUCGCAACAAAAAGUCGAUUCAGGUCAAUUUUAAAACUCCGCAAGGCUUAGCCAUCAUUAAAAAGCUUGCAGCGUCAGCAGACGUUCUUGUGGAAAAUUAUAUUCCAGGAAAACUUGAUGCCAUAGGAUUAGGCUACGAGGCAAUGCAAAAAAUCAACCCCAGAUUGGUGUAUGCCUCGAUCACUGGCUAUGGCCCUGAUGGACCAUACAAGUCUCAUGCAGGAUACGAUCUGAUUAUUGAGGCUGAGGCUGGAUUGAUGCAUAUUACUGGUGAGCAAGAUGGCCCCCCAGUAAAGGUGGGUGUGGCUGUAACAGACAUCAUCACUGGAUUAUAUACCCAUGGUGCGAUCUUGGCUGCAUUGAUGGCUCGCAACCGUACUGGACGUGGCCAGAAAAUCGAUAGUUCAUUGUUGGAAUGCCAAGUUGCUGCGCUGGCUAACAUUGCCCACAACUAUCUUGUUGCAGGCCAAGAAGCCAAACGAUGGGGAACGCAACACUCGGCAAUUGUGCCUUAUCAAGCCUUUCCUACCCAAGACGGUGACGUUGUUAUUGGUGUAGGCAACGAUAAACAGUUUGCAAAGCUAUGCGAGGCCUUGAAACAGCCAGAUUUAGCUUUCGAGGAAAAAUUUGCAACCAAUCGCAGCCGUGUUCAGAACCGUAAAGAGCUGGUAACUAAUGUAUCGAGGCAGACUUAUACGAGGCAGGAAAUGCUGGAUAUGCUCGACACUCUAGGCAUUCCUUUUGGACCAGUCAAUAAUCUCGAACAAACAUUCUCUCAUCCACAAGUGCUGCAUCGUAAGAUGGUUGUUGAGGUGGAUCAUCCUAAAUCUGGCAAGAUCAAACUGGUUGGUGUUCCUGUCAAGUACAGCGACACGAAACCAAGUGUUCGACUUCCACCUCCGCUACUGGGACAGCAUACUAGGAAUGUUUUGGUGGAUGAUCUUGGAUUUAGUGAUGCCGAGGUGGAUGAGCUUAAAGCUAAAGGAGUGGUUUGA